UCCUGGCCCACCAGUAGCUUGGGUCCCUAGAGACGGAAAGCAUGUGGAUAUGGUUACCUUUCAACAGGUUCGUGUGCAAAGUGGGAAUCUUCCGAGUCAAGCAGGAGAAAGUGGAAUACAACAAGCUCAACAAGUUCAACAUAACCUCGUAUUCAUACAAUCUCAAGGGCCAGCCUCUUCUGGACCUAGGUUCGCACAGGUGGAUCCUGUGGUACCUUUGGUAACGCCAGCACCUACUUUAACGGGAGCGGCAGAGCCAACUUCUCUCGCGGGAGCAUCACAAGAUAUCAUCGAGUUUACGCCAAUACGCGCAGUGCCAUAUGACAUUGACUUGGAUGGACUACCUGACUUUCUGGUUGUGUGGGAAGGUAAGAAAAGUACUGGUAGUUCUUUGAGAAGUUCUAGUACUUCGUUUGUCACGCAAGUAUAUCUGCAAGAGAAUCUUGCUCAGCUGCAGCCAGAGGAAGAUGAAGGUCAAGGUAGUGGUCCAGCUCAGCCUCAGACCCCUCCUUCUCCACCAAGCGGCACGUCGACUCUCGCUACACGCUCUUUCCGAGUUACUAGUGAUUUGAUCGAGAGUGUGAAUGAGCCGUAUUUGGCUGAUAUAAACCUCGAUGGCGCAAUGGAUUUGGUGUAUAUCCAUAAGACGAAAGGAAAUGUGGUGAGGUUUUUUCAGCUGGGUGGUGGGUUUUCAACAAAUAACUACAGUGGACGUGGAGGUGAGCACCCGACAACAAGUGCUACUAGUUCGGCACUUCUCUUUUAUCCAGGUGGUGGCAACGAACACGAAUUGCACAAGGUCUUACCGUUUCCUGGUAACUACCAAGGCGCCAGUUCGAGAGCAGGACACCAAGAAACUACUUCACUAGGCGACAGUUCUGGCCAAGCCACUCUGCGAGCAGAAGGACAACAAGCUGCUUCAGCAGUAGCAGACAGUUCAGCAUCCUUCAUCCUAAGCAAACAACAUGGAGCAUCUACGGUGGAUGUAGACGGCGAUUGCAUUCCAGAGCUGGUGCUGGUGACUCAAGACGUAAGGCCCGACUCUCCGGAGAUUGGACAGCUCAGAGUAUUGAUGUUCUCAACAUAUGAUCCG
This is a messenger RNA of Amoebophrya sp. A25, 1093 nucleotides long. Lineage: Eukaryota; Dinophyceae; Syndiniales; Amoebophryaceae. The record is from the annotation of a GenBank genome assembly.